Messenger RNA from Podarcis raffonei (Aeolian wall lizard), 823 nucleotides. RefSeq names its product cytochrome c oxidase assembly protein COX11, mitochondrial. Gene Ontology annotation, cellular component: mitochondrial inner membrane. The transcript is spliced from 5 exons. Lineage: Eukaryota; Metazoa; Chordata; Lepidosauria; Squamata; Lacertidae. The coding region runs from base 63 to 812 and encodes 249 amino acids. Gene Ontology annotation, molecular function: copper ion binding. The record is from RefSeq and is a predicted model, not a curated record.
AGAGAGAAAUGCCGAACGCGUCCACGUGACAGGACGGGGCGGGGCAGUAAAAGAGGAAAGGCAUGGGCGGCUGCGCGCGGGGCUGGGCUUGCCUCGCGGCUCCCGCGGCGCGAGGAUGGGGGCCCUGGCGGGCCUGGCUCCGUCUCCAUGGCAACGGCGAGGCGGCGGCCUGCUGCGGGCGGCGCGCCAAGGGCAGCGGCGGAGACCCCUUCGCGGGGGCCCGGCGGCGGCAGCAGGAGGACUGGAGGCACCGCAACAAGACGGUGCUGACGUACCUGGCGGCCGGCGUCGUGGGCGUGGCGGGCAUGUCCUACGCGGCCGUGCCCCUUUACCGCCUCUACUGCCAGGCUACUGGACUUGGAGGGUCAGCGGUGGCAGGCCAUGGUUCAGGAGAGAUUGAGACAAUGGUACCUGUUAAAGAUCGCAUCAUUAAGGUUACCUUCAAUGCAGAUGUACAUGCAAGCCUUCAGUGGAAUUUCAGACCUCAGCAGACUGAAGUAUAUGUGGUUCCAGGAGAGACCGCACUGGCAUUUUAUAAAGCAAAGAAUCCCACUGAUAAACCAAUAAUUGGAAUCUCUACCUACAAUGUGGUACCUUUUGAAGCUGGGCAGUAUUUCAACAAGAUACAAUGUUUUUGUUUUGAAGAACAACGACUUAAUCCCCACGAAGAAGUGGACAUGCCAGUAUUCUUCUUCAUUGAUCCUGAAUUUGCAGAAGACCCAAGGAUGGCCAAUGUUGACUUGAUCACUCUUUCUUACACAUUUUUUGAAGCAAAAGAAGGACAGAAACUGCCACUCCCGGGUUAUAACUAAUAGUACAGCAG